Molecule: messenger RNA, 4847 nt
Organism: Toxoplasma gondii ME49
Lineage: Eukaryota; Apicomplexa; Conoidasida; Eucoccidiorida; Sarcocystidae
Product: DEAD/DEAH box helicase domain-containing protein
Exons: 7
Coding region: 1249-4569 (1106 amino acids)
Biological process (GO): ribosome biogenesis
Cellular component (GO): nucleus
Molecular function (GO): nucleic acid binding; ATP binding
Source: RefSeq, a predicted model, not a curated record
GGCUGUGUUGGUCGCGAGGAAACGGUGCAUUUGGCACGACUUCCUCAGCGCGCCUUUUCCAACCUCGUUCUCUCUCUUUCGCAGUGUCAUUCUCUCUCUACAUCGACCUUUUCUCUCUGUCUCUCUCCCAUCUGUACAUUUAGCCUUAUCUCCGUUUUGACCUGUCUGUUUUUUUCUUCUCUUUUCCUUUCUUCUUCUCCUCUCGGCUUUCUUCUUUUACCGUAGUUCCUCCUUCUUCUAUCUCUCUCUUAUCUCCCCUUCCGUCCUGCCUUUCUUCUCGUAGACUCCGUCUCUGUGUUCUGUUUCCUCCCUCUUCUUCCGCUCCCUUCUUCUCUGUGUGUCUUUCCUUUUUUGCGUUGAACCUCAAUUUUUCUGCCUUCUUUUCUCGGGGAGUAGCGUCGCAGACCAUCUCGUUCUCUCCGUCUGACUGCCUGACGCAAUUUCUCGCAGUCUCUCGAGCAUGGCUCGACGCCGCCUCUGUGAAGUCAACUGGGCCAGAGUUCCGCAAAUAAAUCUGGGGAAGAUUUUCGACGUUCUUAAAGCGCGCCAAUUUUGGAAGAGGCCAGUCCUGCGCAUGCACUCAACUCUUCGCUGCGAGCUUUGCAUGUGGGGCUCUUUGUUUCUCUUUUCCAGUUUCCUUCGAGGCUCGCCGUUUGUGGCCCUAUUCUCUUUCUUUUUUCGCCUCCAAAAAAAGAAAAAACUUUUCAAUCUUCAUCUAAGAAACAUCUUAUGCGUCCGAGCGACUGUUUCCCCCAUUCCCUCCCGCGGUGUCUGUACACGCGAGCCGCUGCGCAAACUUGCAAUCGAGGCGUUGAGUCGGCAGCCACCGCGAGGCGCACAGGCAGUCCUGGAAAUGCUUUGUCUUCUUUCGCCUCCUCUUCUUUUUCCUUUUCUCCAUUUCCUUCCUUACUCGUAUUUUCUUUCUUCUUCUGAAAAGUUUUCGAGCGGCUUUCUCGCCUCCUGCAGCGCUGGCGUACCAAGAUUCACUGCCCUCCGCUCGCAUCUACUUCUGCUGUUUUCUCUGUGAAAUUUCUCUUCCUGUCGUCUUUCCUCUCUCGCAUCUCCCUUCCGUGCUCUCUUUUUCCGUCUUUCUCUCCAUCCUGCCUUCUCCAGCUUCUCUGUCUGGGCGCCGUCCCCCUAGCCCCCAAGGCUUUUCCUUCGCUUCUCGGACUCCUUUUUUUGCGCGUUUCUUCCUCGUUUCCUCCUCGCUGCGUUGUUUUGCUUCGUGUUGCUCCGCUGGCACUCACAAUGCGAGGGCGCGAGUCUCCCGGCUCGCGUCGAGUCUCGCAGAGAGGUGUAGAGACACCAUGGAGUCGCCAAGUCUGCCCUCUUCCCGGUCGAAGUCGCGAAGGAAACCGUGUCUGUCUCAGGUCCGAAGGUCCGUCGCUCAGCUUCUCUGCUUCUCCACUUGGCGCUCGCGGCGGACGGAAAGGCCUUGCAUGCAUGCAGAUGGGAGGGAAACGCCGAGAACUCUUCGCUCGAGGCAAGAGGCAAGCCUCCCACGGCGGCGGCGUGGACGUACACCGCACCGCAGGGACGCCAGGCUCGACUUCUGCAGAGCCCAGAAGGCAGAAACGCAGACGCGAAAUCGGAGAAGAAACAAGGGAGGAAGGAGACGGAGAAGAAGCAGAGAGAGAUGAAGAAGAGGACAACGAAGAAGAGCGGGGAGCGGAAGAUGCAGGAGAAGAUGCAGAUUCAGUAUCCGAAGCUGAGGGAGAAGAAGAGGGAGAAGAAGAUGCAGAUUCAGUAUCCGAAGCUGACGGACAAGAAGAGGGAGAAGAAGAGGGAGAAGGAGAGGGAGAAGCUGAGGGAGAAGAAGACGCAUCGGACUCUGGCGACGACUUGUUUUCCUCGUGUACAUUUUCGCAAAUGGAGGGUAUUCUUCAUACGCGUUUAAUCCGUACCCUCAACCACCACGGCUUUCGGCGCCUAACUGCAAUCCAGCACCUUGCGAUUCCAACAGUUCUCCAUAGGCACGACACUCUCGUGCAGUGCUUUACAGGUUCGGGCAAGACGCUCUGCUUCGUGGUUCCGCUGCUGCAGCAGCUUCUCGCUGAGCAUGAGCGUACCGGGAAGAGCCUGAGAAGAGGCGACGGAACUCGCGGCCUUCUGCUGAUGCCUACGCGCGAGCUGGCGGUUCAGGCCUGCUCGCAGAUCAGCCGCCUCGCGCAACUCUUCCCCUGGAUCGUCGUCGCUGCUGUCACAGGCGGCGAGAAGAAACAGUCGGAGAAGCGGCGGCUGCGCGCGGGAGUGACGGUGCUGCUCGGCACCCCUGGGCGGCUGUUGGACCAUCUGACCACGACCUCCUGCUUCGAGGUCUCUGCGCUGCACCUGCUCGUGCUCGACGAGGCCGACCGUCUCCUCGACCUUGGCUUCGAGGCGAAGCUGAAGAAAAUCGUGACUCUGCUUGCAGAGAAGAAGGCAGAGCAGCUGCAGAUGAAGGCGCUCAGGCUGCAGAUCCUCGAAGAGCAGAACCCAGAGAGAGAAGAGGAGAGUCGAGCGAGAGAGGAGCACGCGGACGGAGGCAGCGAGGACGACGGCGAGGCGCCCGAUAAGGUGGAGGCUUCAUCUGCGGAGACGAAAAGGAAGAAGGGGGAGAAAGGCUCUUCCGUUGCUGGCAAGUCUUCGUGUGGAAGUGCAGCCGCGCUGUCUGGACGAGGAGAAGAAUUUCAAGUGAUCAUGGCCUCCGCGACUCUCACACCGCAGGUCGAACGCCUCGCCGCCUUCUGCCUGCGCCAGGAGCCUCAGUGGGUGUCUCUGGAUCGGUACCGCGAACCGCUGCUGGAGCGGCUCCGUUUGACGAUGGCCGAGGAGACGGCGAAGCCGCAAGCCACUCCACGUUCGCUGCCAGGCUUCCCUUGCUGCUGCGCGCUGUCUCCGGCGACCUGUGCGUCCUCUGCGCAGACACCCGAGGGUGAGGCACAAGACAGCCAGGCCUCAGCGGAGACGAAGUUCCAUGUGCCGGCGCAACUGCGCCAGUACUACCUCCAGCUGUCGUCUCCGCGUCUCCGACUGCUCCCCCUUCUCGCGCUGCUCCUUCAGGUCGCGAAAACGGGGAAGGGCAAGGCCAUCGUCUUUCUCUCCUGCUGCGACGCGGUCGAGCACCUUCACGCUCUCCUGCAGAGACUCCGGUGGCCGGGACCAAUCCUCGACCGCGAGCAGCGAAAGCGACAGAAGGAGCGCAUUGCACUCAUGCGGCGAAUUCGCGGCACCGCGGGGCGUGAGGCCAUCAGACUCGCCACGCGAGAUCUGGAGAGAAAGCGGAGACGGCGUAAGCGACAGAGUGCCGAGGACGACGCGUCAGACGGCCAGAGCGACCUGGACGAAGAGGAGGAAGACGAAGACGGAGAAGAAGAGGGAGACGAGCUGCUGGGCGAAAUCGUUCUCAGUGGAGUCUCGCUCUUCAAACUCCACGGACAAAUGGAAAGAGACGACAGACUCGGCUAUCUGAAAGAGUUCAGCGAAACCCCAGGCGCCGCCGUUCUCUUCGCCACCGAUGUAGCGGCUCGGGGACUUAACCUCCCCUAUGUCACUUGGAUCGCUCAGUUUGACCUCCCUCAGCAGAUUGAGGAGUACGUACACCGCAUUGGGCGCACCGCAAGACUCGGCAAGCAAGGCAACGCUUUGAUCUUCCUUCUCGACUGCGAGCGAGGGUACGCAGACUAUCUGCGGCAGCGCGGCUUUUCUUCUCUUCAGGAGAUGGACGAGGCCCGGAUGCUCGACACGCUGUUUGACUCUCACAUGCCCGACUACCUGCGCCACCUUGAAAGUCCAACAUCCUUCUUAGUCAAGCAGUUUGCGACGUUCGUAGCCGAAAGACCUUCUCUCCUUCAGACGGCCCGCAGAGCCUUCCUCGGCACCCUCAGAGCGCUGCGUUGCUUGGGGAAGGACGCGCGGGCCGUCUGUUCUCACGCGUCCCUCCACACUGGGCACCUCGCCACAUCGUUCGGAUUGAACGAGGCUCCUCGCGAGGCGGCCAUGCGUUUGAGAACUGGCGAUCACUCUGCACCGCAUUCGGGGGGGAAAUCAGGCGGUCUUGGCGGUCGCCAGAGCCGCAGCAAGGAGCGCGAUGUCGGGAGGUCCGGCUUCGCUUCGAAGGCGAGGCACUCGAAGACGCCGCCCCCUCGCCCGCGCCGUUCCUUCUCCUCAGGCUUCAGAGAGCGAAGCGGAGAAAAGCCUCGCGAAGAGACCAGCGAAAUCGAGGUGGUGCCGGCGAAGCAGGCGAAACAGACAGACAGGUUUUCGGGGGCGAAAACGAAGGACUUGGAGGCCGCGCGAGCCACCCAACACCUGCGUGCGAAAGGCGACCUGCUGCGUGUCUCGGGGAUCGGAAAGAAGAAAAACUUCAACAGCAAAGGAGAGCGGAAGCGGCCGAGACUCGACUCUUCAGACGGCGGAGGCAGAGCGAAGAAAAACCGCAGAGACGACGCGUCAGGAAAGCCGCGAAACGGCCUUGGCGGAAAGCCGGGCCGUCACGCGAAGACGCCGGGUGUACAGACAUCCCGAGGAAAGCGAGGCGGGUCUCAGGAAAGCAGAAUUCGAAAUCUGUCUCAGAGCGAAUUCGGCUGAAGAGCGUCUUCAGUUCCGACGAAACGCUGAACGGCUACACUCUCGCCAGCAGUCUCAAGUCGAGGGAGAGCUCGCUGAAGCCGCUUCUUGGUGGCUCCCAAAGCGCAAAGGGUGUUUCGCGUUUGAAUCAUGCCUUCUGCUCUUUCGUCAGCAUACCGAAGCCGACAGCUUCACCUUUCAUUGACCCGAAAGCGAGCUUCAACAAUCUACAUGCAAUUUCCUUUGUCAACUAAAAAAAAGCUGCACCACUCCACGCCACACCAUCUCGGUACACAGAG